AUGGAGAAGGCAAGCGUGCAAUUGCUAUUCAUAGGCUUAACGAUGUGUAGAUAUGCCUCAGCAUACAUCUCAAUGUAUUGUGGUAAACUUGAUGGAACAGAUAUGAAGGUGUAUUGUAGGUAUGGAUGCUGUGGUACCAACUUCACGAUGCCGUGCUGUGUGUCGGAAGAUGACGACUCACCCUCCAUACCGCCGUUCAGUAUAUUCUUCUACGCACUCACCGUCUUUAUCUUGUUUUUACUGAUCGUGUGCUGUGUGGGCAGAGUAGCACGUUUGAAGAGUCGACGACCAUCGACGACACCUUCAAGUGGCCGGCCGUUCAGCCGACCUAACUCACAGAGAAUUUCAACCGAUCUCAGUCGGACAUUGGUAAUAGCGACGAUAGAAAAUUUUAUAAGAGUCGGACGGCAGUCAAGCAAUGUCGAUCACAAUACUGAAGAGCCAAAUCCUUCAAUUACCGAUUUUUCUUUAUCUCCGCCAUCAUAUGAUGACGCCAUCAAAACUGCUCCUCCUGAACAGCCACCGUCAUAUUUUGAUGCCAUGAAUGAAGAUAUCGCUCCUCCCCGUCCUCCUCCCGAUACUGAUGAAUGAUAAAACAUUUCAAUGUGUU
Messenger RNA from Ylistrum balloti, 610 nucleotides. RefSeq lists its product as uncharacterized. The transcript is spliced from 4 exons. The record is from RefSeq and is a predicted model, not a curated record. Lineage: Eukaryota; Metazoa; Mollusca; Bivalvia; Pectinida; Pectinidae. The coding region runs from base 1 to 591 and encodes 196 amino acids.